Glossina fuscipes is the source of this 1576-nucleotide messenger RNA. Its product is annotated as fatty acid synthase-like. Lineage: Eukaryota; Metazoa; Arthropoda; Insecta; Diptera; Glossinidae. The record is from RefSeq and is a predicted model, not a curated record. The transcript is spliced from 3 exons. The annotation marks the transcript as partial. Gene Ontology annotation, biological process: fatty acid biosynthetic process. Gene Ontology annotation, molecular function: oxidoreductase activity; fatty acid synthase activity.
GCUUUGGAAAACUCCACAAUGUUGAAUAUAAAAACGGUUGAAGUGGACACUGAUGGCCGCUUGCCAAUAAUUGAAAACUUCGUAGAGGCCGUGGAAGAUUUUCCUCUAGUCACUGGUGAUUACGUAUUUCUAUCAAAUCAAGUACUAGAAGAUAUUCCGAAAGUGGUGCAUGUUGAAGAUGCAAAGUUACUUACACAAAAAAAUUGUCAUUUCAUAAUAAUAAGCGGUCUGUGCGGUGACUUGAACGAAUUGGCUCUCACCCAGGCCCCUAAGUCAUUAGUGGAAAAAGGUUAUUUGGUUGUGCGUAUUAAUAAUUCGUCUGGUAAGAUUGACUUGAAAAUUCCUAAUGAUUUUAAAAUGAUUGCCGAAUUGCCGGUUGAGAAUACUGCCGAAUUUAUCUUGUUGCUGCAAUAUGUGGGUACGAAGGCACCCUCACUGGAACCGAUUGCAGUUGAAAUUAGUGACUGUGAUAAGGAAUUCACGUGGAUUACUCAAGUCCAACAAUCUAUAAAUAAUAAGACUCCAACAAUUGUCUACGCACACAAUGAAAAACUAAACGGUUUAAUUGGUUUAGUGAAUUGUCUACGUAGGGAACCGGACGGCCACUUGAUUACAUGCUUUCUUAUAAAUGAUAAGAGUGCGCCAGCAUUCAACAUUAAUGAAUCUUUCUAUGCCACGCAAUAUGCCCUUGGACUAGCCGUUAAUGUUUAUCAAAACGGCAAAUGGGGUUCCUAUCGACACCUUCUGCUCCGUUUAGAGGAAAAAAUUGCGCCAAGAAAGGAUCAUGUUUAUGGUAAUGUUUUGCAAAGAGGCGAUCUUUCAUCAUUGCGUUGGAUCGAGGGUCCAUUUAACCCUAAGACUUGCGAUAUAAAAAUCGCUUAUUCAUCUUUAAAUUUUCGUGACAUAAUGCUUGCUACUGGGCGCCUAGCCGUAGAACUGUUUGGCGACAGUCGUUUAGAUCAAAAUUGCGUCUUGGGCUUGGAGUAUUCCGGUAUACAUACCAAGACCGGUCGUCGAGUAAUGAGUAUGGUGGCAAAGGGAGGAGUGGGAUCGUAUGUCGAAAACGCAUCCGGACUUAUUUGGGACGUACCAAACAAUUGGUCUUUAAAGGAUGCUGCCACUGUUCCCGUAGUUUAUAUAACCGUAUACUAUGCGUUUUUCAUAGUUUCUGAUAUACGUAAGGGAAAAAGUAUUUUAAUCCACGCUGGCACAGGGGGUAUAGGUCUUGCAGCAAUACGCGUUGCGUUAGCUUAUAAUCUGGAGGUUUUUACUACCUGCAGCACUUCUCAAAAGAAGCAGUUUCUGCUGGACACUUUUCCGCAACUUAAAGAGAGUCACAUCGGGAAUUCGCGAGAUACUUCAUUUGAACGUAUGAUUAUACGAGAAACUGAAGGCAAAGGCGUCGAUUUUGUUUUGAAUUCGCUCUCAGAAGAUAAAUUACUGGCUUCCGUACGCUGCUUGGGAUUCAGAGGAAAUUUCCUUGAGAUUGGAAAAUUUGACAUGGCAAACGACACCAAACUUGGGAUGAGUUGUUUCCUUAAAGAAAUCAAGUUUAAUGCAGUUUUAGCCGAUAGAU